CCCUUGUUCAAGUAAAAUCUCCGAUGAUUGACUAAAUUAUAUUCCUCCGGGUGGUUCAGCGUCGGCAAAGUUAGCACGACAAUCAGCGUUUCGAUCUUCGAAUCAUAAAGGUUUGAUCGCCGUGCAAGGAUAAUCUCCGGGGGGGGGACAAUGGCGUCUUCUUCGGAUGCAUGGAUUAGAGAGUACAAUGAGGCUUUAAAACUAUCUGAGGAUAUAAAUGCCAUGAUGUCAGAAAGGAAUUCAUCGGCUUUAACGGGGCCUGAUGCUCAACGUCGUGCUUCAGCAAUUCGAAGAAAGAUCACCAUUUUGGGGACCCGAUUAGACAGUCUUCAAUCCCUCCUUGUUAAGCUUCCUGGGAAGCAACAUGUGUCAGAGAAAGAGAUGAAUCGUCGCAAAGAUAUGGUUGGGAAUUUGAGAAUAAAGGCAAAUCAGGUGGCGUCUGCUCUGAACAUGUCAAACUUUGCAAAUAGAGACAGCUUGUUCGGCCCAGAAAUGAAGCCGGAUGACGCAAUGAACAGAGUCUCUGGCAUGGACAACCAAGGCAUUGUUGGAUUUCAACGACAAGUUAUGAGAGAACAAGACGAAGGGCUCGAGAAGUUGGAGGAAACAGUGAUGAGUACCAAACACAUAGCUCUCGCUGUCAAUGAGGAGCUCACUCUGCAGACAAGGCUUAUUGAUGAGCUAGACUACCAUGUUGAUGUUACCGACUCCCGCUUACGGCGUGUGCAGAAGAGCCUUGCGGUGAUGAACAAGAGCAUGAAAAGCGGUUGCUCAUGCAUGUCUAUGCUCUUGUCAGUGCUUGGAAUCGUUGGUCUUGCUCUUGUGAUUUGGCUACUGGUUAAGUACCUGUAAUGCCAACAUGAUGAUUCUUUAUGAAAGUUUUAUCUUGUUCACUCGGCCUCUCCUGGUUAUUGUUGUCCCUUUCCUCUUUUGUGCUCUUGUUUUUCUUUCCCGUCCAUUGAUUCUUCUGCUGUGAGGUCAAAGAAGAAUAUCGCUGAAAAAAGUAUAUAAAUCUGUAUUGCCUUCGUAUGUUGACGAAUUGUAAUCAAAGUUGACAUUUGUCUCUGUAUAAAGAUAUGGCACU
Eutrema salsugineum is the source of this 1084-nucleotide messenger RNA. RefSeq names its product syntaxin-52. Gene Ontology annotation, molecular function: SNARE binding; SNAP receptor activity. Gene Ontology annotation, cellular component: SNARE complex; membrane; endomembrane system. The record is from RefSeq and is a predicted model, not a curated record. Lineage: Eukaryota; Viridiplantae; Streptophyta; Magnoliopsida; Brassicales; Brassicaceae. Bases 151 to 852 code for a protein of 233 amino acids. Gene Ontology annotation, biological process: vesicle fusion; intracellular protein transport. The transcript is spliced from 6 exons.